Amoebophrya sp. A25 is the source of this 4402-nucleotide messenger RNA. The record is from the annotation of a GenBank genome assembly. NCBI's taxonomy places the organism in Eukaryota, Dinophyceae, Syndiniales, Amoebophryaceae.
ACGACGUCGACGCGAGAGCUUCUUCAUUUGCGUCUUCAUAUUCGUAGACCGAUACUGUUCUUUGUCUCGUCAAGACGCUUUUUCUCUUCGACUUCCUAAAAAAUAAAUGUACCACUUCCGCCUCUCACUCUUCCAUAGUAGAUUGAUUCUAGGUACAACAUCGCAGAUCCAUAAUUGUCAAUUUUUUGCAGAGGCACGUCUGAAGGUGUGACACCCGCCGUUUUCGUAGGGUAAAAAUGAAAUUAGUGCAAUAGAAUAGGGGCGGUGGCGGAAAUAAGAAGUAUUUCCAUCUUCUACUUUUUCUUACAGAAAGCGUCUUGAUGUUGAUUCUCAAGCCAACACUAGGGAUGAUAAAAAUGCAAGGCCUGCCUCUCUGUGAAAAGAGCAAAGGGCGCCCAUUUCUUUCUGAUGAUGGUGACGCAUUUUGCAGUGAGAAGCUUUUCCUCUUCCUAUAGUUUGGAUAGAUGGGUCGGAGAGGUUGUUGCGAAUCUCUAUCAAGUCCAUCCUCGUCCACUAUGAGCAUUGUUGUUUAGUACUCAGCCAGAGUAUAAUGACUCUUCAACCAUAUCAAGAUGCUGCAAGUUGCCAGAUACGAGGUCCAAAAUUAUACUCUUUAAGACUGCUACGGUGCGAAGAUAUUCUACACAUGAAGUAGAUCCGCAUUCGUAUAUCGUACCGUCUGGGACUCUCUUUUUGUAGCUGAAGAAUCAAAAUGCAAUCUCUCGCGGAACUCACUAGCUAGCCCUGCUCGCUGUGAAAAGAAGAUCAUACUCCCACAGCAUCAGGAUUAAAUACAUCGUCCCCCACGCACGGAGGUUUCGCUAACAGUCGCAAACAACUGGCCGACUGGUGAGCAAAAAAUCAUGACAACUCUAGCUCCACCUCCUACACGACCUCCUUCAGGAGGCACUAUCGCUACCACUGCUCCUUCAGGAGGCACAACAACUACAACAUCUUCGCUGCCAAAAUCUGAAGAGCACAAAAAUAAUGUCGACCGCCGUGAUGUUGGCGCUCGGUCGUUCUCCUCUCCUGCUACGUCGCCUGCUACGUCGUCCUCCAAAGCCGUCUCCUCAUCGACUACCCAAGCUGCUGCAGAAGGUGGGAGCGAUGCUGCGCUACUAAGUCACGGUGGCGGAAUAUCUAGGGCACUACCUCAGUCGGGAUCCUCAGCCGCAGACAAUUCUCAGCGAACUGGUGCAGAAACUCAGGAGAGUGCGACACUUCGACAGGAAAACGCGAGACUGAAGGACCAAGUAGCACACCUAAAAGCAGAGUUACAAGCAGAAAAGCAGAGAGGUUUAUUUAUUUGAUUAAUGACAGACUCCUCGGGUCUUAGUAAUGGUGUAGCGUCAUCAUGUAUUAAGGUCUGCCAUCGUAGUGCCGUAGAUUUCAACCAGCCUUGUUUUCAUCAGCUAUCCGAUUUCAAUUAUCAUCAUAAUUGCUGGCGCUUAAUUAUACAUAGAUACUUGUCCAGGUAGAAGUAUGGUUAUGGGUUCAUCCUCUUGAUUUCAAUACAUCUACGUGCAGCAUUGGUGAGCGAUUUCAUAGACGACGCAGGUGGGGAUGCACCUUUAGACGCACUAAGAAUACAGCUACAGCGACGAGCUGCGGAUCUAGUGCAUAGAGAAUGCGCAGUAGAGACUCGGGAGCAACGGCUAAGAGCGGGGUGUGAUUAUGGACUCACUUUUGAUUGUUGCUCUUCUUGAUCCUAGCGUAUUAGUAAUUGGCGUGGCUUAGUAACAGAAUGCUACGAGGCGUAGCGUGCUCAAGUAUCUAUGCAGAUUAAAGGUGAACUUAACUCGUUUUGGCCUAAUAUUCCAUUGCAUUUCCAGAGGCUGAAGGGGUUAGGACACAGUAUAAAACCAGUAUUCCUAGUCGUGUUCAGUCUGUAUUGUAAGCAUCUGCAGACACGACCUUCCUAGUUUGUUGAGAGUGAUGAUGAAGCUUCGAGAUUCGUUUCUUGCAGGAAUUGAGCUCCUCAGAAAAUGAAUUCGAAUUAAAUGGGAUAAAGUCAGAAAUUCUUAGGAUUAGAGGGCUCCAAUUCAAAUGGUGACAUCUUUUAGAUGGCUAAAAGAUGUAAAGCAGUGCUUUCUUAGCAUAUUUCGGCACUGAACUGCAUGCAUCUAGCUGCAUUCGUGUCAGAAACUUAGCAUGUAGUUGUAGGACGUUACUACUCUGAUGAGAAUCAUGAUGAAGCUUCAAGAUUCAUUUCUUGGAGCACGUCAGGAAAUGAAUUCGAAUUAAAUGGGAUAAAGUCAGAAAUUCUUAGGAUUAGAGGAAUCCAAUUCAAAUGGUGGCAUCUUUUCGAUGGCUAAAAGAUGUAAAGCAGUGCCUUCUUAGCAUAUUUUGGCACUAAACUGCAUAAGUCUAGCUCUAUUCUUGUUAGAGCGUCAGCAUGUGGUUGUAGGACAUUACGACUUUGAUGAGGAUCAUGAUGAAGCUUCAAGGUUCACUUCUUGCAGAAAUUGAGCUCCUCAGGAAAUGAAUUCGAAUUAAAUGGAAUAAAGUCAGAAAUUCUUGGAUUUGGUGACUUCAAACCCACACUGCACUAGUGCUUUUUCAGUGGGUGGCUUCAAAUUAACACUGCACUAGUGCUUUCUCAGUGGGUGGCUUCAAAUUCACACUGCAGUAGUGCUUUUUCAGUGGCUGAAGGACGAGAUCACGAUGAUGCUCCAGCAAGCCCUCUAAGCAUUGGUCUGCCCGCCAUUUCGAUUUAUUCUUUCAGCCCCCUGAGUGGAUAAGUAAGCUAGGACUCCCAGUUGUGCUACUACUUUUAGACGGCUACUAAUCUAGUACCUUUUUAAAGAUUCAAGAUUGUCCGGAGGCGUCUAAUUUCGCACUGCCACAUCGAGGUCGCCUGAGGUAGAAGCGGCGUCGAACUCUCCAGAAUUGAUACCAUUAAGGAUACUGUCAGUCGUAGUAGUACUAGGGUUUCAGUAUACCUCACUAUCUAUUCCAUCUUCUUGGAGUAUUUGUUUCCUGAGUAGAUUCAUUCUCCUCUGACCUCAUGGGGCAUUCAGCUGUAGAGGCAUUUACUCAGCUCAGAAUAGUGAGAAAGUAGAGGAGGCGACGCGGACGUCCUUCGUAUUUUAGAAUAGUGUGGCAUCAUCUCUACCAACAGCUGAUCCGGCGCUCAAAGCGCAGGGCUGAAGCAGGAGCCCAUCUAAUUCUAAUUCUAACAGCGUACUAUCUCGGGUAUCAUCUCUACAUUGUGGACUACAGUAGUAAUACCUACGCACAAGCUACUAGUUGUAUAAAGUAGGUUAAAAUCUAGACACUCUAAUCCCAGACCCAGGAGACGACUCCCGAGUAGACGAGAAUGAUAAGAUUCGACGGAAAUUGCUAGCAGCUGAGAAGAAACUCCAAGAGUUAGAGAAUGGAGCGAAAGCGGAGAUCGAGGCAUUGCAGUUCUGGGAAGUGGUACACGAGAAGGGUGUCGCAUACAGACACGAAUGCGGAAACUUGGACGCUAGAGUGCUCACGAGACUGGUAUACGAGGAUGGUUGGAAGUUUGGUAGAGUGCUCAUGAGGCUGGUAUCUCUACGAGCAUGCGUAGGUGGUGGGUCUGUUUAUUUCAUUAGAGUCUCAAUGUUUGAAUUCAAAACUGGACAAACGGAUCACCCAUCUGAGUACAACGACUAAUCGUUUUCCUAAAUAGAAUUGCUACGAGAUUAGAUACAAUAAAGAGUAGAAGAGAGAAAUUGUCCGAAGAAUCCUGCGCAAAGCACAUGAGAAACAGGGCCCUCGCUAUCAAGAGGUAGUGGCUUGCUGUGCGUACCGGAAUGGUUGGGUCCGGACACCGGAUGGAUAUUGGCUUCCAGUGGAGGUUAACGGCAGGCGAGUCUUAGACGCCUUUACUGAGCCACAUCAUUAAGAUUCCAGCUACUCCAUCUCUUUUAUUAUCGGGACGGUAGCGAUAUUCUUGAUGAGGGGCCAAAUCCGAAUCGACUACCGUCUGUCACCGUCGUCGAUAGAGGGAUCCACCACACAUAGCUGGGCUAUCAUUGGGGUAGCCAGCUCUAACACCAGCGAUCUGGCAGUGAACAGGGACUCUUCCGCGAGUUAUGGAGCAGCCUGAAGCAAAAUUGGAGAGACACCGUGGAUCACUUCCCAGAAGCUCGAGAUGUAGAGGAGGAUGAAAUGGAGGGAAGAGCUUAAAGACGCAGUAGAGGAGAAGGACACUCGGGAGAGAAGGACGCUCGGGAAAGAGCUUGAUUACAAAUAAUACGUGAACACGAUAUGACUGGGAGGCCCUUUGGAAACGUAGUUGACACUUUCCAUUUGACUCUUAAAAAAUCACAAGACAGCACAACGACUACGACACUCCACUUAUUACAUCCAACCAUUGAACUCAUCGACAUCAAAGUACACGGACACGCGCCAUGGAUUUGCUCAGAACCUU